This is a messenger RNA of Pyrus x bretschneideri (Chinese white pear), 1758 nucleotides long. RefSeq names its product putative RING-type E3 ubiquitin transferase C3H69. The record is from RefSeq and is a predicted model, not a curated record. The coding region runs from base 241 to 1329 and encodes 362 amino acids. Gene Ontology annotation, biological process: protein polyubiquitination. Gene Ontology annotation, molecular function: metal ion binding; ubiquitin protein ligase activity. The transcript has 8 exons. NCBI's taxonomy places the organism in Eukaryota, Viridiplantae, Streptophyta, Magnoliopsida, Rosales, Rosaceae.
UUGCACGUCAGAACAAAAACCCUAGGUGGUCACAUUUUUGACCCCUCUCUCUCUCUCUCUCUCUCUCUCUCUCCAUUUCUUGUCAGAGUCUGAGGAUGAUUGAAUGAUUUCAGGCGCGGUGGUUCGUCGCUCCCAAUUUUGUUUCUUCGUCAUUCUAUUGGUUCCUAAGCUUUUUAGGGUUUCCAAUUUUUGUUGCUCAGAAAAACCCCUUUUUCUUUAUCUCUCGAUUUCUUGAUCACCAUGUCCAAAAGGGUUCUCUGCAAGUUUUUUGCACAUGGCGCGUGUUUGAAAGGGGAGCAUUGCGAGUUUUCACAUGAUUGGAAGGCUUCACCAAAUAAUAUAUGUACCUUUUAUCAGAAAGGAGCUUGUGCAUUUGGUAGCCGAUGCAGAUAUGAACAUGUCAAAGCUUCUCAGGCUCAGUCUUCAGGCUCAUCUUCAUCAACAAAUUCUCAGCCAUCCCUUGCUAUUGAUUCUGCAUCUCUGGCACUUCCUGUGAGAACCUUAGCAAGCAGAUUUUCUCUUGCACCCCUCUCUCUUUCAGAACUCUCUGCUUCAAGUAGCCCUUUCUUACCUCCCUCUAAACCUGCCUGGAAUGGUUCUCUGGAGGAUGACUAUGAUAAUGAUGAAAGUAAUGUUGGGGAGACUAGGAGUACUAGACCAGAAGAUCGUGCUAUUUGUUCAUUUGCUGCAGCUGGUAAUUGUCCUCGUGGAGAAAAAUGUCCUCAUCUUCAUGGAGAUUUAUGCCCCAGCUGUGGAAAACAUUGCUUGCAUCCUUACAGACCUUUGGAAAGGGAGGAGCAUAUGAAAACAUGUGAGGAUAAGCAGAAGCAACUUGAGGCUUUGAAACGUAGUCAAGAAAUAGAAUGCAGUGUUUGCCUAGAACGUGUUUUGUCAAAGCCGACAGUUGCUGAGCGCAAGUUUGGGAUACUCUCAGAAUGUGAUCAUCCUUUUUGCAUAUCUUGUAUUAGAAAUUGGCGCAGCAGUUCCCCAACUUCUGGUAUGGAUGUCAAUAGCGCUUUGAGAGCUUGCCCAAUAUGUCGGAAGCUGUCGUACUUUGUCAUUCCAAGUGUCAUUUGGUAUAACUCAAAAGAAGAGAAACAGGAAAUUGUUGAGAGCUACAAGGCAAGGCUCAGGUCAAUUGAUUGCAAGCACUUCGAUUUUGGAAAUGGGAACUGCCCAUUUGGAACUAGUUGUUUUUAUAAGCAUGCGUACCAAGAUGGCCGUUUAGAGGAAGUAGCACUCCGUCAUCUUGGAAAUGAAGAUGGUCAAACAGUGAUAGCUACAAAUAUUAGGUUGUCAGACUUUCUGUCUGAUCUACACAUAAGGUGAAUAAUGCUGUUUCAAUGUUCCAAAGAUUUGUUUUUUCAUCAAGAACACAUGCGCAGCUCUCAUGCUGGUUUUUCAAUGGAAGGUGGAAUACUCCGGUGGUUUGCAAGAAUUGGUUGCUGGAUGGCUACAUCCGGUUGCAGGAGCGACGACGUGCUUGGUUAUCGUGAACUACAGUUAACAGAAUUCUAAAUAAAGUUAUUAUUGAGUGGAUGAGUGUAUGUUCAGAAUUUUGACAAUUAUGCAAUGUGCCGGUCUGGGACUUGGAUGAAUGUCUUCAGAUCGGGACAUUAAGAUAGUCUGGAUAAGAGCAUGUCGAUAUCGAACUGGUUGGGGGCUGUGUAUAUAACAUUAUACAAAUGUCUAGGUCUUUAAAGGAAUUUUUUAUCGACAGCGGUAGACAUUUUGAUAAAAGAAAUGCUUUUUGGAGGA